AUGGCCUCGGUGAUCAGGUAUGUCAAGGACACGGUGGACGCCAAGCUCGAAGCAUGGAAGGACCAGCUGGGCGCGGACGCCCCCAGCUCGACCAUCGUGCCGUCGGUCCUCAAGUCCAAGGCGCUCAAGCUCGAAGGCAGCUCUCUCGAGAUCCGUGGCCCCGUCGACCGCACCUUUGUCUGGAUCCCUUAG
Aphanomyces astaci is the source of this 192-nucleotide messenger RNA. RefSeq lists its product as hypothetical. The record is from RefSeq and is a predicted model, not a curated record. The transcript has a single exon. Bases 1 to 192 code for a protein of 63 amino acids. Lineage: Eukaryota; Oomycota; Saprolegniomycetes; Saprolegniales; Verrucalvaceae.